Messenger RNA from Arvicanthis niloticus (Nile rat), 632 nucleotides. It is a transcript of the gene Spink2, whose product is annotated as serine peptidase inhibitor Kazal type 2. Gene Ontology annotation, molecular function: serine-type endopeptidase inhibitor activity; protein binding. Gene Ontology annotation, biological process: negative regulation of serine-type endopeptidase activity; spermatid development. Lineage: Eukaryota; Metazoa; Chordata; Mammalia; Rodentia; Muridae. The record is from RefSeq and is a predicted model, not a curated record.
CACUCCCCCGUGGUGCCAGCGCGUGACUACUUGACCACUGCUCCUUCGCUGCACAGGAGAGCUUUCCAAUAGAGCAGGAAGAACGGCUUUAGCGAUGCUAAGACUGGUGCUGUUGCUCCUGGCCGCAGACUUCGCAGCCUCUCAUGAAUCACUUGGCUCCACCGAUUCUCAAAUCAUGAAGAGGUCACAAUUCAGAACACCAGACUGUGGUCAUUUUGACUUCCCAGCAUGCCCCAGGAACCUCAACCCUGUGUGUGGAACUGACAUGAACACUUAUGGGAAUGAAUGUACCCUGUGCAUGAAAAUCAGGGAGGAUGGUAGCCACAUUAAUAUCAUCAAAGACGAGCCAUGCUGAUGGGCAGUUGGCAGAAGAGCAGAUGGAGAACCCCCCCUCCUCCAGUGCUCCUUGCUAGAAUCCCACUCCCUUUUCUGUCGUUCCCCCCCACCUCCACUUGCAUGAUACCUGUUAACAGAACUUCUCUGGGUAGAGCUGGAAGACAGUGAUGUACAGUGGUUCAUAAACGUAAAACUCCUGUUCUGGGCUUCCAGCCUACAAUCCAGUUUAGUUCAGCCCAUGACCCAGGCAGCUUUUGCAUCGCUUUAUUUCAUUGGAAUAAAAUGAGCAUUGAAUU